Molecule: messenger RNA, 1673 nt
Organism: Spodoptera frugiperda (fall armyworm)
Lineage: Eukaryota; Metazoa; Arthropoda; Insecta; Lepidoptera; Noctuidae
Gene: rept
Product: ruvB-like 2
Exons: 12
Coding region: 128-1528 (466 amino acids)
Biological process (GO): regulation of transcription by RNA polymerase II; box C/D snoRNP assembly; chromatin remodeling
Cellular component (GO): Swr1 complex; R2TP complex; Ino80 complex
Molecular function (GO): ATP binding; ATP hydrolysis activity; DNA helicase activity
Source: RefSeq, a predicted model, not a curated record
GUCAAAUAGUUUGACAUUUGUGAAUGAACGAGCGUUCAUGUUGUUUGGGUUAGCGACGGAAAACGCAUUUAAAAUAUCAAACUUUGUUCAAAAAUACAGUGAAAUAACACGAAACUAACAUCUCAAAAUGGCUUCGAUAGCAGCAGCUCAGGUGCAGGAAGUGCGCUCGAUAACACGCAUUGAGCGUAUCGGAGCUCAUUCGCAUAUUAGAGGACUUGGUCUUGAUGAUUCCUUGGAGCCUAGAGCCGUGUCCCAAGGUAUGGUGGGACAGAAGAUGGCCAGAAAGGCAGCUGGCGUCAUCCUACAGAUGAUUCGAGAAGGCAAAAUAGCAGGUCGCGCAGUGCUACUAGCUGGGCAGCCGGGUACAGGCAAAACUGCCAUUGCUAUGGGACUCGCACAGGCUCUCGGACCUGAUACACCGUUCACUAGUAUGGCUGGCUCUGAAAUAUUUUCCCUUGAGAUGAGCAAGACUGAAGCUUUGACCCAAGCCAUCAGGAAGUCUAUUGGAAUACGGAUCAAGGAAGAAUCAGAGAUAAUUGAAGGUGAGGUGGUUGAGGUAGUGGUGGAACGCGCGGCCGGUGGUGGUGGCGCCAGGGUGGGGCGUCUGACCCUGAAGACCACAGAUAUGGAGACCAACUACGACAUGGGAGCUAAGAUGAUCGAUUCCCUGCUCAAGGAAAAGGUGCAAGCCGGAGAUGUGAUUACUAUAGAUAAAGCUACAGGCAAGAUCAACAAACUGGGCCGGAGCUUCGCUAGAGCCAGGGACUAUGAUGCCACCGGCCAGCAGGCCCGCUUCGUGCAGUGCCCCGAGGGCGAGCUGCAGAAGCGCAAGGAGGUGGUGCACACGGUGACGCUGCACGAGAUCGACGUCAUCAACUCCAGGACACACGGCUUCCUGGCGCUGUUCUCCGGUGACACGGGUGAGAUAAAGUCGGAGAUCCGCGAACAGAUCAACGGCAAGGUGGCGGAGUGGCGCGAGGAGGGCAAGGCGGAGAUGAUACCCGGAGUGCUGUUCAUUGAUGAGGCUCACAUGCUGGACAUAGAAUGCUUCUCCUACCUCAACCGGGCGCUCGAAUCUGAGACCGCGCCAGUAGUGAUCAUGGCGACCAACCGCGGGAUCACGAGGAUCCGCGGCACCAACUACAAGUCCCCACAUGGGAUCCCCCUGGAUCUGCUCGACAGGAUGAUCAUAGUUCCCACCUCGCCUUACUCGCAUCAGGAGUUGAGAGAGAUCUUGAAUAUACGGUGUGAAGAGGAAGACUGUCAGAUGUCAGCGGAUGCCCUGACGGUCCUGACUCGAGUGGCGACGGAGACUUCACUCCGGUACUCCAUACAACUGAUCACCACCGCGUCUCUUGUGGCUAAACGGAGGAAGGCUACUGAGGUGAGCAUGGAAGAUGUGAAGAAGGUAUACUCCUUGUUCCUGGAUGAGCACCGCUCCGAGCAGUUCUUGAAGGAGUAUCAGGAUGAGUUCAUGUUCAACGAUGGAUCCGGAGAUGCCCCACAACUUAUGGAAGUGUCGCAGUAAUCUCACCAAAAUUAUUCCAAAUAUUUUAAUUUCUAUUAAAAUUGUCGUCGUUAGAAUUUACAUUUUUGUUGUAAAAGGAGUCGCCUGUAAGUUACUUUUAAGUUUUAUUAUGUAAGUUUAUAUAAUAAAUGUGUAUUAAAACGUA